CUAAGCUGCAAUUGGGUUCCCCGGGAGGGAUUGUACGGUGCCGUACUACGAAGGAGCCCGAGUACGARUACGAGUACGACUACCAUACGGUACGGUUCGUAGCGCGCCAUCAGAUCACAAACCUCGAUCUUGUUUCCUGUCGACUGUCGACACAAUCUUUCAUUUCCCUUUACUGUACUGUACUGUAUCCAGGCGACGCUUGGUAAGUUUCCCGCAUGGAAGACAGUGCUCCACUCGGUCUGGCUUUCUUUCCCACACAAUUGCGCUAACCCCCRAGGUCUUCGUUUGUCUCUCGUCACGUUCCCCUUUUCUCCGUGCUCGCAUCCAGCUUGGAUUGAAAGACAGACAGAAAGUUUCCGUCGCAAGCACGCGAAACAAGACACACGACCAGAAAAUUGUUGCAGGUGUCUCGUACGAGGAAAGACCCAGCCGGUUUCUCGACCAAAAUCACCAGAGUUCGAGUUCGAAAUCUUCAAUCGACCAACCAUGAGCAGAAACCGAAACCGCAGUUCGCCGUCGUCGUCGUCUUCGUCGUCGUCGGUCUCGAUCCAGUCCCUUCUGGAGAAGACCGAGCACUACGACAAGGACGAACGCUACAUGGCCACGAGCGACCUGUGCGAGCUCCUGAAGCGUUCCAACAACAACAGCCGCGGCGGUUCCGUCGGCACGAGCAGCCACCAGCAGCAACCACCGGCCACGAAGAUCUUCGAUUCGACCACGGAGCGCCGCAUCUGCACGGCCGUGCUGCGGCUGCUGCACGACAAAUCCAACGACGUCCAGGCGGUGGCCGUCAAAACCCUGGGCGUCCUGCUCCAGACCGUGCCCCAGGAACUGGUGGUGGAGAUUGCCGACUCCCUGGCAGACCGGGUUCUCGAUGCCGACAAGUCCGACCUGCGAGACGUCUACGCAAUCGGAUUGCGAACCCUGAUCAAGACCAUUCCCCCCCAGAUGGGGGACAGAACCAGCGAGCGGCUGUCUGGGCGCCUCUUGGAAGGAAUCCGGACCAGCUCCGGCGAGGGCGGCCAGGAACAACACGAUGCCAGCGAGGACAUCAUCCUGUCCUGCCUGGACAUUCUCACGGACCUUUUGGAACGAUUCGGAGCCACCUCGAUCAGCGUCACCCGCAGGCACGAACCCAUCCUCCAGAUCUGUCUCCGGUUGCUGACGGCCAGCGAUGCUUCGGUCGUCGUUCGCAAGCGGGCCGGAAACGCGCUGGGCUGCCUGAGCGUCGUCUUGAGCGAUGCCCUCCUGGUAAGCGCGGUGGAGCGCCUGCUGAGCCAGAUCGAGGAGUCGGAAAGCAGCAGCAACGAAAACACRCGCGCCCUGAUACGGACCACCUGCACCAUUUCCAGGUGGGUCGGCGAUCGACUGCAACAGCCCCAGAUCGAUCGAAUCAUUCCGAUAUUUUUGAAAUUUACCAACCCCGAAAAGGCGUCGACCGGAGACGACGACGACGAGGACAACGGAAGCGAUGGAGAUGCCCCCAUGGACGACGACGAUAACUCCCUGGACAGCAGUGCAAACGACGAGGCUCUGGCCAUGGCCAAUGAACUGAGGGAAUCCUGCUUUAUGGGAUUCGAGUCCUUUGUGCAGAAGUGUCCGUCCCAAGUGGAACCCCACCUGGACAAGAUUGUCCAGGCAGCACUGGCGUACAUGAGCUACGACCCCAACUACUCGUACGGAGUCGARGAAGACGGAACCGGCAUGGACGACGGAGGCGAUGGCGAAGACUAUGGUGACGACGACUACGGUUACGACGACGAUGACGAGUACGGUGAGGAAGAGGACGAUUUCUACGACGACGACGAGGACGACGAAUCCUGGAAGGUUCGCAGAAGCGCCAUUCGGUCGUUGACGGCAGUUGUGGAAACGAAGCAAGACGAUCCGGGUUUCUUGUGGUCGCGUCCGUAUGUAGUCAGAAAAAAYAAGUCGGUCGACUGUGUGGCGUCGGCACUGGUGGUCCGCUUCAAGGAACGAGAGGAAAACUGCCGCGUGGGCAUCCUCGAAACAUUCACCAAGCUCUUGGAAGUGACUACCAAAAAAGUGGCGGGCGGUUCCUCCACCGCAUCGAACGGUGGCGGCGAGCAUUCGUCUGCCACCCUGCGGUUUGUGACUGCCRGAGACGACGAAGAAAUGAAGGACGGGGACGAUGCUGCCGUUGUGGUUGAUUUGCGCAACAACUACGCACCAAAGCUGGUCAAGGCCUGCGAAAAACUCCUGGGCGACAACAAAAAAAGCAAGGGAGUCGGGGAACGCUCCAAGAGCCAGGCCCUUGGUUUGCUGUCGACCUUGUGCAAGGCACCCGGAGGCGUGGGUGGUGAGACCGAGAUUAUUUCGAUCUUUGAGCACGUUCAGUCCAUGCUGGGAGGCGCGGAAGGCGACAACGACCACGGAGGCACCCCAAAUUCUAGCAAGGCACUCCGUCUGGAUGCUCUGAGCCUGGUGGUUGCCAUGCUGGAAUCCUCGAACCACGAUCCGACGUCCGUUCGAAAAGCCCUGUCGKUGGCCCUCCUCCCCCAGCUAUGCGCUUCGGUCCAGGAACAGUGGUACAAGGUCAUUUCCGAGGCCCUCCGUGCCCUUGCGGCAGUCCCCAAGUUCUUUGCCACUGCCGGGGACGAKGACCCGUCCGGYUUCACGGUUGCAAAUCUGCUGUACGGGAGUGUCGAACCGCUCCUGGCAGCCCACGAUGUUGACCAGGAAAUAAAGGAAUGUGCUCUCUUGGCAACCGGGAACCUUCUGAGCGAGCUCGCCGGGGGAGCCGAGGCGAAGAAGCAUCAGCUGACGCAGGAGCAGACCAACCGGCUGACCUCUCUCUUGUUGGAAAGACUCAAGAACGAAACGACACGCAUUCCCGCAAUCAAAACCCUGAGCGUGGUGUCCUCGUCGAAUCCCGGCCUGGUGUUCCAAGACGGRAUCCUUUCGGAAUCCAUUCGAACCAUGGCAGGGUUUUUGAAACUCGCGGCCCGAUCGCUGCRGCAGACGGCACUCGAGGCGCUGGACGUUGUGGUGAUCCACCACGGAAAGACCAUCGCCGACGAGACGGCUUUGUACGCCGAGCUCCUGAAAGAGCUGGCGGAUCUGGUGGUCGAUUCGGACCUGCACAUAAGUCAUUUGGCAUUGUAAGUAUAAUUUUAUGGAGCACCGAGAAAUGCCGCGACAACACCCGGUCUCGAUCAUUCACCCUGACAACUUGUUUCGUUGCUGUUUAUCCAAUUGGUGGAUUUUUACAGGCGAGUAUCUAUUUCGGCUCUCAAGGUUUGCCCCGCCUGUGGCAGCAGCGUCAGAGAAAACUUCCUUCCCAAAGUCUUGGUUCUGUCGACAUCUCCACUCCUGCAAGACCUUGCACUGGAUUCGCUUCUUGCCAGCCUGGAGCAAGUCGUGGUUUCGAAUGCCGUAGAAUUCACGGAGCUAUUGAGCAUGCUUCGCGACCGCUUGGGGCAGGCCUCGAAAAACAAGCACGCCAUCUACAACCUGGCGGAAUGCAUCGCCGUGAUUUCGAAGGCAAGUACUCCAGAAAACCUCAAGGCCGUGGUGCUCGAGUGCCUAGAAACCCUAGAAAAUUGUCCAAAAUCCACGGGCAACGAGGAAAUCAAUGCCGAACUCAAAAAGGUCCAACUGGCCUUAUUGAUAUCUGGAAACAUUGGCCGGAUGGUCGAUUUGGACUCUGUCGCGGCCGAUGUUCCGGGAAAACUCAACGCAAUCUAUAUGAGAUACUUCGAAUUCUCUUCGGAAGACCUGAAAAAUGCUUCGUCCUAUGCUCUUGGACAAGCCGCUGUCGGUACUCAAUCGGUAUUUUUGCCAGCCAUUGUCAACUCGCUAGAAGAGACAAACAACAGCGACAAGAAACAAUACUUACUUUUGUCGGCCCUCCGUGAUUUUAUCAAAUCGUCGUACCAAGAAUCGGGUGGAGAAGGCAUUGCCUCUAACCUUYCUGUCAUUAUGCCUCACCUCGAAACCCACGCCUCGGAUGAGAAAGAAGGUGUCCGGUCUAUGGUUGCCGAGUGCCUGGGCAGUUUGACAUGCAUUCAGACGACCGCCAUGUCUGAAAAACUCUGCAAGAUAGCGGAAGACCAUUCGGGCAUCGCGGUCUGCGAAAAUGGAACCGUGGAUCCUGCGGACGACACCUCGAAGAAAAAUGCGUUUGUAUGUUGCACGGUUGCCAUGUCGGUCAAACUCGCGGUCGCUGGAAARGCCGAUUCUUCGCAGCUAGCACCAUUCGUGCCACGGUUUUUGAAACUUCUCGACCACAAGGAAUUGGGGGUUCGAAACGCUACUUUGUUAAUGAUCUAUUCCACCGUUCACCACAUGCCGCAGCUCGUUGCGGGCGUCAUGAAGGAGCAGAUCAUGCCUACGUUGUACGAGGUGGCAACGUUUCAGCUGAAGCGAAAAAUCGACCUCGGGCCGUUUAGUCACACAGUCGACGAUGCCCUGCCUCUCCGAAAGGCAGUCCUUUCUAUAUUUGUGAGCUGCCUGGAGAACAUCCCUCGAAGCUUGGAUAUCACCGCAUUCAUGCCAGUCCUUGCCGCAACUUUGAAGGACGUAGAAGACAUUCAAUUGCAAGCUCACCAAAUUGUCAUCAAUAUGUGCGUCCGUCAGCCCACAUAUGUCGUAGGAGCGGUAGAGACCUUUGCGGAACCACUGGAGAAAACGCUAUUCAGAAAGCAGGGGACCAAGACCGGAACGGAGCUGGAACGUCUUAUCGAAUGGAAAAAAUCUUCUCUUCGGGCUAUGGUUGCCCUAUCCAGAGUCGAGGGAACAAUGAACAACCCCAAGUUUGCUGAGUUUGUAGAAAGGACCAAGAACAACGCGAAAUUUCAACCGGCCCUCCAAGCCAUUGAGGAGGACCUGUAAAGAGAGCGCUUGGACAAGGUAGUAUCGGAAAAGAACCAUGAUUAUCUUUCUUUUGGGCCAUUGACUUUAGUUCCUACAAAAGGCAUGCGUCACGGUACAAUUUUUUGUGCCAAAUAAACUAUAAGCGUCACC
Molecule: messenger RNA, 4983 nt
Organism: Pseudo-nitzschia multistriata
Lineage: Eukaryota; Bacillariophyta; Bacillariophyceae; Bacillariales; Bacillariaceae
Source: the annotation of a GenBank genome assembly